AUCGCUGCCAGGCUGCGUGGUCCUGGACCACUGCGCGAACUUUUUCCCUUCUUCAGAGAAAUAGCGAGGAUGCUACUCCGGAUUCCAUCGUUCGUUUCUUGCUACCUGUCGUUCCCGCUCUCCAUUUGCAGUUUCAGACCCCGGAAUAUGUGCACAACGAAGAUCAAAGAUGAUGGUGUUGGUCAACAGAUUUCUCAUGAAAGGAAGCAGGCAACUUAUCGAAUCUGCAGUGUUUCAAGUCAUAUGACCGAGUUACUCGAGUUGCGUGCAGAGGAUCCUUCAUUUCAUGUUCUGUUCAUCCCUGGAAAUCCAGGUGUUGUUUCGUAUUACAAAGAAUUUGUUGAAGCACUAUAUGAGCUGCUUGGAGAAACUUCAUCGGUAACAGCAAUUGGGCACAUCUCUCAUACAAGAAAGAAUUGGGAGCAUGGAUGUUUGUUCUCAUUACAAGAUCAGAUAGAUCAUAAGAUGGACUUCAUUAAGCAAGAAAUUCGUCAUACAGAAAUUCCUCUCUUAUUGGUUGGACACUCUAUUGGUUCCUAUAUAUCAGUGGAAAUAUUUAAGAGAGUACCAGAGCAGGUGAAAUACUGUAUAGGGCUUUAUCCUUUUCUGACUUUGGACAAGAAAUCUUUCAAGCAGUCUGUGAUUGGGAAGAUUUCAGCGUCUCAAGCUCUAUGCGUUACCCUCAGUUCUAUUGUAGCUGUGUUGGGCUUUCUUCCAAGCAGGGUUACCAGGGCGCUAGUGAGGAGAUACCUUGGGAGCUCAUGGUCUUCUACAGCAGUUGAAGCUACUUGCACUCACCUGCUGCAGUACCAUUGUGUGCGAAAUGUCCUCUUCAUGGCGAUGACGGAGUUCAUAAAGCUUUCAGAAGUUCCAGACUGGAUGUUCAUAAGAGGGAGGCAGGAUAAAAUCGCCUUUUUGUUUGGCAUUGAUGAUCACUGGGGUCCAUUGACAAUGUUUGAAGAGAUCUCCAAGCAGGCCCCAGAUGUUGCUUUAUCAAUAGAAAGGGAGGGUCACACUCAUGCUUUUUGUUCUACUGGGGCUGGAUCGAUAUGGGUUGCCCAACAUGUGGCAAGUUUGAUCAAGUAUCAAUGUCAAGAUAAAAGUGGAAGCAGUCAGGAAAUGCUCGAGGACCUAAAUGCUUAAGGACUCCACAUGUGGGCUAACCAAAACUGGGGUAAGAUUCAGAAGGUUUGGUCUUCCUCAGUGGCCGGAAUUUCAAAUGAUAUUCGGUGAUGGUGCAGUCGAACAUGCCUGAGAAAGUAAAGGAUAUUCCUGCACUGAUGAGGAGAAUGAUCAUGAUGUUGAUCAUGGUGGAAUUAUAAUGCCUUUGGCUUGGGUUGGAUGAUCUCGACAAAGCAGAGCCAGUUGAAAACUCAGAUGGAACUUUUUUUUUUGGUUUCAUUGUCAAUCAUUAUUAUUCACAUAGGAUUAAGGAAGUAAUUAGAGUUACUGUAAUUUGAACUUGCCACAUGGUGAUCAUUGUUCUCUAAUCUCAUUGUAUCUUUCAACAUUAAAAAAUAAAAAUAGGUGUUGAAGUGCGGGAAGUACUUUUUAACAUG
Molecule: messenger RNA, 1559 nt
Organism: Macadamia integrifolia
Lineage: Eukaryota; Viridiplantae; Streptophyta; Magnoliopsida; Proteales; Proteaceae
Product: lipid droplet-associated hydrolase
Exons: 15
Coding region: 70-1143 (357 amino acids)
Biological process (GO): lipid storage
Cellular component (GO): lipid droplet
Molecular function (GO): lipase activity
Source: RefSeq, a predicted model, not a curated record